Nylanderia fulva is the source of this 4247-nucleotide messenger RNA. NCBI's taxonomy places the organism in Eukaryota, Metazoa, Arthropoda, Insecta, Hymenoptera, Formicidae. The record is from RefSeq and is a predicted model, not a curated record.
UAGUGCGUAAAAAUGGCGUGUAAUAGCGCGCGAUUUUAUCGACUGAAUUAUCGAUAAUGAUGCAACUUUGAGGACUUGUUGUCGCCUCUCGACUGAGAGAGUGCGCCACCAGUCGAGCCGCGGCUCGGCAGUGUUCGGUCGCGGUCGGUUCUCCUGAUUCGUGAUACGCCAGCGUCAUACUCUGUCAGUCGGCACUUGUCAGCGAGCGUGGAUGGUUGUUUGUCGCAAGUAUACGCGAAAGGUGCCUUGGGGAGCGUCGUGCGCGAAAUAAUCGGAAAAUGGCGUAAGUAAAAAAUCUGUCAGUGCGUCACCGCGCCGCCUUUCGUCGUCGCGCGUGUUCACGAACGAAACGAUCUCGCGGCGAUUCUUUCGUUCUCUCGCGUAGACAAUCGACUUGAAGUGCGCCAUGAUCGAGUUGGGCCGACGAACCCGGCGACGUCGUUGAGUGAAAUUUAUACAGUGUGCGUUUCGAGUGUGCUAUUGGUGGCUCGCGCGCGUCGUGAUAACAAGCCCCGAUGAUUAUUUAUUGAUAAUGUCGUCGUUGUCCGAAUCGUCGUUGUCGUCGGUACGUCCGCCAAUGACGACGCUAACGCGAACGACCUGAACGGUCGCGCGACGCGACUACAACGUGACGUUACGUGACGCGUGACACGCGGGUCACGCGAGUGUGCAUUUUUCGUCCGCGAGUGUGCAUGAACCCCGAGAAGGAAGCGGCCGAGGAAUGGCCUGCGCGUCCGCGAUUAGGAUUCGGUGAUCCUACUCGCUCAACGUGACAACUCGACGACUCGCUCAAAUCCGGGCGAGACCAAGAUGGCGCCACCGGCGUUUUGACACUUGCCGAAGGACGAUCCGUCAGCUGGACUUCACCGUCGCCAGCAGGCGAUCCGUCUAUUAUGAGCAGAGAAUUCUACGUACCGUGCACACCUUACACCUAUCAACAGUGCGGUAGCGGCAGCAGCGGCGGUGGCGGUUCGACGGAGGGUGUCGUGGUGAGCGUCGGUGCCGGAAACGGCGUCGGCAGCAACAACGGCGUCGGUGGCAUGGACUGCAUGCCCCUACGUCCUGGUCCGUUCCACUACUUAAUCAGCGAGCAAGCCAAGUCCCUGGUAGCCUUGCAGGAACUGCAGAAUGAGGUCGGCGCCCUGCUCGAGUUCCGGGACCUCGUCAUCGAGACGUUCCCAAACCUCCGGCACAAGAUGGCCGCGACGGCGUCCGCGGGUGCGUCCGUGAUGUCGUCCACGUGCACCCAGAGCUCGCACAUUCCUCUACCGUUGUCGAGUCCGUCCUCGCGAAGGAUCGGCGAAUGGGAACCCGGCAAGAUAAGACGGCGAGUGACCCGCGAGGCCGGCAGCAACGGAAGCAGCGGCGGCGGAGGCGGCGGUGGAGGCGAAUCCUCGUCCUCGUCGCUGCCGAGGAGUCGCAGCAACUCGCACAGCGGCGGUACCAAGAACAACUGUAGCGCGACUGUCCAAGAUUCCGGCUUUAGCACGGAGACCUCGUCGAAGGACAGUGCCUCGACGGCGAUCGCACCGCGAGCGAGUAGUCCCAGGCCGAAUCCGUUGGACGAGGCGGAGGACGAACUCUGGAACCUGCUAGAUGUGAUCCAUCGCAAGGGGAUCCGUCUCCGGGAAGAGGUCGAGUGCCUUCAGGGUCGCCUGGAAAGUGUGGCGACGGAGGAACUGGCGUCGACGGACGUGCUCGAGGUCGUGAGAAAUAUCACUGGGCUCGACGAUGCCGAUACGACGAUCGAUCGAGGUAACAAUAUUAUUGUCGACGAGCAACGGCAGCAAAAUAGCAGAGACCCGCAGGUGAUAGCGCUCAGACGAGAGAAGGAACAGUUGCUGGAUAAGGUGGCCGAACUCGAAGCGGAGACGAUAUCGAGUCGCGUUAGAGCUCAGGAACUGCAAACGGAACUAGCCGCCUUGUCAGCGUUGAAAACUGGUCUGGAGGAUCGGCUGCGGGCUGGAUUAACCGAAAAUGCCUCGGAAAUCUUGGUGCCGGGUGUUCAGAGACUACAACCGAUCGCGCCAGUGAUCUCCCCACCGAAGAACGCCAAUAUUAAUAUCAAGAGCAAAAGCUCGGCGUUCGCGUCGGUCACCGGUAGUCCUGGAAGCAAGGCUUAUAAGAGUCGCUUUCGCACGAGGACUAUCGAGAAGAACGUGCUGCUGGACGUUGUCGGGUGCAACGAUGAGCCGCGCAAUAUCGAGAUCGAUAUCGAGGCCAGCGUGAACGAGAGGCGAGCCAGGUUGGGAGCGCUCGAUUCCAUCCUAGUAUCGCCCACUAGGGUGGCUCACGUGAAGGAUGUAGAUUCGACAAAGAUCGCGGCCAUUCUUCGUGAGCACUCGCCCCUCGAGCUUCAGCGGCAUUUAAUCACUACUACCGUCCAUAAUCAGGUAAGUCCUACAAAAAGACUAGAUGAAGUAGAGAAGAGUACGGAAACUCUCUCCGAACGAUUAGACAAAGCGCGCGAGGAGAACGAUGAUUUGCGGUUUCAGUUGGAAGAACGAAACAUCGAAUUAGAAGGCACGCGGGCGCGAGUGCGCGUGUUGGAGCGCCUUCAACAACGACCGCCGACGGAACUCGAGCCCGAGACGGAUCUGGAACAACCCAGAUGCGAACAGAGCGGCGUCGAACCUGGCAGCAGUACGGAGUCCGCGCGAGAUCAUCAUCAGCCGGUAGAGAUCAAACCGUCGCCACGACGGCGUCCUAGUCGUAUACCUUUACCUGGCAGCGCGAGUGGCAAGACGACGUCAACGACGCCUACGACGAGCGCGACUACGAUCGCGCCAUCGCGACCUAGUCACGGCAGGAACGACAGCAGGGAAUCGCUGAAAUCGCUGACGAGACUGCCGCGUGAUUCUAGUCGCGACAGCCACGGCGGCGGCAAAUCGUUAUCGAAACCGCGCGACUCUAGCCGGGAUUCGCUCGGGAAUAGGAGUCUGUCCAAGAACGGGAGCAACGGAAGCGGCAGUAAUGGUGGCGGCGGUGGCGGCGGCGGCGGCGGCGGCGGCAACAAGGAAGCAAAUCGGGAGUCGUCCCUGAACAACCGAUCCUUGCCUCGUAACAAUUCCAGCCGAGAUUCCCUGAAUAAGUCCUCCUCGCUGUCCCGUACUCGUGACUCAUUGGAAUCUAACAACCUUGGCACACCCUCGCCUACGACUAACGCUCCUCCCCGACGACCGCCCGCUCCCGCGCGCCGUUCCCACAGCCUGGCGCGCGUGGCGACGUCUGUCGAUGCGUCCGAAAACGGCAAGAGCUGCACCGAACCACCAAGUUCCUGGUGCUCGACCAAUAGCAGCUUCCGGCACAGUGAUUCAUCGCUCUAUCCGGACUCCCUGAAUCAAGAAACAUCGUCUGUCACCGGUUCCACGCGAGUGGAAUUCAUAAUCGGUUCGCCAACUCGACGCUUCCGUACAAGCACAGCCUGGCCUCAUCGUUACUUCGACAGUAUUGACUCGGCAGCUACAGUUCCGGAGAGUCUGUUAACCGACGAGUUUCCUCUGCGACGCGGUGAAGCUCUGGCCGAGUGCGACUCGCUCGAAUGUCAUCCGAUCUCGAGCGAGGAUUAAGUGCCGCGUAAUCGUUGACGUUGCGUCGUCGACAGAAACAAAUAGGGUGAUGAGUCGUCUAGCGAGAGCAAGUUGCUAUUGCUUCUUUUUGUUAUUUUACGUUGGAUAAUUGGCUCAGCAUACACGCGGCCUUAUUAUCCUAAUAUCGUGUCACCGACAAACAUACGAAUGUAGAAAUAAUAGGAUAGGAGACACAUAUGCAUUUUUAGAUAACGACACGCUGAAAGAAUGACACUCGCAUUCUUAAUGACCCUUAUUCUGUGCCUUUUUAAUAUCGAAGUUGUUUCUUUUAAAUCAUCUUACAGUGAUUUGAAAACAAAAUUCUGAACAAAAUGAUGUGUUUCUAAACUGAAAUGUAAUACUAUUUCUCGCUAUAGGACAUUACUAUGUACUUUUCUCAAGUUACAUUUAGAAAGCAUUUCAUACAUCUUUGUAAUAUGACAAAAAUUCUUUAGAAAUCUUGUCUAAUCAAAAAUAAUAAUAUUGACUUGCUUUACGAAUGUACAUCAACGAAUAUUAACUGACAUAGCUAGUAAUAAUAAAAGCAAAAAGAUUCAUGCUAUGUUUUCCGGUGAUAUAGAAAUUUAGUCAAAAUUUUGAAUUCGUAUAAAUAUAUUAUGUUUAUUUAGUGUAAAAAAUGCAAAGACGUAAUCAAAAAUUAUUUCAUAUCUUUUCACG